Messenger RNA from Yamadazyma tenuis ATCC 10573, 294 nucleotides. It is a transcript of the gene SFT1, whose product is annotated as Sft1p. NCBI's taxonomy places the organism in Eukaryota, Fungi, Ascomycota, Pichiomycetes, Serinales, Debaryomycetaceae. The record is from RefSeq and is a predicted model, not a curated record.
AUGUCCGAUAACUUAUACUCUCACAGAGAGGGGCAGAACAACCAGAGGUUUGACGAGCUUGCACUGACGUUGAGACAGUUCCGAAAUACGGUUGAUGAUAUUCAAAGUAACGUGCAGCAGGAGAACCUGAUGUUGAACUUGUUAAAUGACAACUUUGGCCGCAUGAUGUUAUCGGUCAAAAGAACCAGCGGAGAACUUCGAACCGUGAUGAAUAGAAAUUCCAGCUUGACGAAGACGGUGGGUGUCAUAUUGAUUUUCUUCUUUGUGGUUUGGAUGUUGUACAAAUUGAGAUGA